Molecule: messenger RNA, 1248 nt
Organism: Octodon degus (degu)
Lineage: Eukaryota; Metazoa; Chordata; Mammalia; Rodentia; Octodontidae
Gene: Lin7a
Product: lin-7 homolog A, crumbs cell polarity complex component
Exons: 6
Coding region: 273-935 (220 amino acids)
Biological process (GO): maintenance of epithelial cell apical/basal polarity; protein localization to basolateral plasma membrane; neurotransmitter secretion
Cellular component (GO): basolateral plasma membrane; MPP7-DLG1-LIN7 complex; cell-cell junction
Molecular function (GO): L27 domain binding
Source: RefSeq, a predicted model, not a curated record
CCCGCGGCGGAGCCAAGUUCGGGGCGCGGGCCCCGGGUCCCUCGCGGUACCUGCUCGGCUGCGCGCGGCGUCUGCGGAUCCGCCGCCGCGAACAGUCGCGUCCCCAUCUGGCUCCCGCCCCGCAGCCGCCGCGCCUCCAGCACCGCCUCGCGGCCUUCCCCGCCCUGCUCGGCGUCCUGCCUCUGCGCCCCCGCCCCAAUCUCCUCCUCUUUUUCUCACUACGAGCGGCGGCGGCUGCUGAAGCCGAGCGUCCCUCCGGCUCCGCGGCAGACAUGGCGACGCUGACGGUGGUCCAGCCGCUCACUCUGGACCGAGAUGUUGCAAGAGCAAUUGAGUUACUGGAAAAGCUGCAGGAAUCUGGAGAAGUCCCAGUGCACAAGCUACAGUCCCUCAGAAAAGUGCUGCAGAGUGAGUUUUGUACAGCAAUUCGAGAGGUAUAUCAAUAUAUGCAUGAAACGAUAACAGUUAAUGGCUGUCCCGAAUUCCGUGCAAGGGCCACAGCAAAGGCAACAGUUGCAGCUUUUGCAGCUAGUGAAGGCCACUCCCACCCUCGUGUAGUUGAGCUGCCAAAAACCGAUGAAGGCCUUGGUUUUAACGUGAUGGGAGGAAAAGAGCAAAACUCCCCAAUUUAUAUCUCUCGCAUCAUUCCUGGAGGGGUGGCAGAAAGACACGGAGGACUCAAAAGAGGAGACCAGCUGCUCUCCGUGAAUGGAGUGAGCGUGGAGGGAGAACACCAUGAGAAAGCUGUGGAACUACUCAAGGCUGCUAAGGACAGUGUCAAGCUGGUGGUCAGAUACACCCCCAAAGUCCUGGAGGAAAUGGAGGCUCGCUUCGAAAAGCUCCGGACAGCCCGGCGUCGACAGCAGCAGCAACUGCUCAUUCAGCAGCAGCAACAGCAACAACAGCAACAAACACAACAAAACCACAUGUCGUAGGCCCUUGAGGAGAAGCUACUUGAUCAAGCAUCUGAUAGUCACAAAUUUGAAAACAUGCUUCAGAACCCCAGCACACAGAAAAAGACAAUGCCAAUAAUUAUACCUGUCAACAAGCUGUGAACACAUGGUGUACAAAUUCUUUACCAAGACAACUCAACACCUCCUUUCUCGGGGCCCGCACUCCCUGCUCCCGUGCUCUUUACACACACAGCCCUUCCAUGCAAUGCAGUGGGCAUUCCCAGUGGGUAGGGGGAGGGAUUUUCCAUUCUACAGCCUGAAGCAGAAUAAGAACAAAAUCUGUGACUUUCAAAUA